UAAUCUUUGAAGAGGGUUGUACAUUUCAGCCAAAAGGGUGAAAUCAAUUUAAUUAAAAAGAAUGAGAGACCCUGACAUGAUCAUCACCGGAAGCAAAGUCUUUGGGUUUGAAUUUGCGAGUGUUAUUAAUAUAGGUUUUGCAUCGUAGUCAGGAAAUUUAUUUCGCUUUUGGAAAACAAAGGAAGUAUAGUUGUUAUUUUUGUUGUUUGUAUUGGUUUGAAGGGGUUGUUUUGUGUAUAAAAACCUGGCGAUUUUGAAUACCAUCCACUGCUGCAUUUGGUUCGUCAAGAAAUGGGGGGUAGAUGGACCCCUAUUGGAUUCCGAUUACUGCGGUUCUUGGUUUUGAUUGUGAGUAUUGAAAUUCAAGGGUCUUGGUCUCUCAAUGCCGAAGGAUUGGCUCUCUGGGAAUUCCGGGCAAGGGUGAAUUGGGAUCCUUAUGGUGCCUUUGCCAAUUGGAAUCAAAAUGACCGCAAUCCUUGCCUGUGGUCAGGUGUUCAUUGUCUCAACGAUAAAGUGACAAUGCUGGAUUUGAAAGAGCUUUGUUUGGAAGGAACAUUGGCCCCUGAGCUUGGGAUGCUUAUACACUUAAAAAUUCUUAUUCUCCAGAAAAACCGUUUCUCUGGUGCCAUUCCUAAAGAGUUUGGAGAGCUUACAAAGCUGGAGCUUUUGGAUUUGAGGAACAAUAAGUUGAGUGGAACAAUUCCAGUAGAAGUAGGUGGGAUGCUGUCACUAAAACGCAUGUUGCUUUGCAAUAAUAACUUUGAAGGCAGCAUUCCUCUGGAGCUCACAAGGCUGAACGUACUCUCUAAACUGCAAUGUGAUGAAAACCUUUUAUCUUCUGUUUUUGCUGGAAUUGACUGCAUAAAUAGGAAGUUUGGACACUGCAUUUGGCAUAGCAGUUUCAAGCAACUGAAUAAGGCAGAAUCAUUUCUUAGCCCAAUUAAGGGAGUUCUCACUCGUUAUCUCAAUAUCUUGCCACUGCCAGUGUUGAAGCUUGGAAAAGACUCUCUGGGUACUUAUGCAGACCAUUGCUGCACUUACCAGCCUGGUUCAUCUGAGACACAUAUGGUUCGGUAUAUGCAGAAUCUUGUCAAUGUUGCACGUCGUAGGCUACAUGAACAGUCCAGUAACCUCCCUGCUGCACCUGCCACCGGUGAGCCUUCCUCCGACCACAUCAUUGCUCUUCCAACUGCCCGAAGUAGUGGAACUUUCCCUGCUAUACCAAAUGCCAAAAAGAAACAUUAUCCUUCACCUGCACCUACACUGCAGCCUUUGGAUGACGCUGGUUCAAAAUCUCCAAGGAGUGACAUUACAAUUAACCAGCCUUCCCCGAGUCCUCCGUCUCUGUCUUCAGAUGCCAGUGGGAGCAUAUGGAGGUAUGUUUAUAUUGUUCCUAGUGGAGCAGCUUUAUUCAUAUUUGCUGCUGCCAUGGUCUUCAUGUGCCGAACCCGAGCGGUGAGAACCAUUGGUCCGUGGAAGACUGGACUAAGUGGACAGUUGCAGAAAGCUUUUAUUACAGGGGUUCCCAAGCUGAAUCGAUCAGAACUGGAUACAGCUUGUGAAGAUUUCAGCAAUAUCAUUGAUACCAUUGACGGUUGCAUUAUGUACAAGGGAACGCUAUCCAGUGGAGUUGAGAUAGCUGUUGCAUCAACCACAAUUACUUCUUCCAAAGACUGGCCAAAGAGCUCAGAGAUGGUUUACCGGAAACAGAUAGAUAAAUUGUCACGAAUUAACCAUAAGAACUUUGUCAAUCUCAUUGGCCGCUGUGAGGAGGAUGAACCUUUCAAUAGGAUGAUGGUGUUUGAAUAUGCUCCAAAUGGGACUGUCUUUGAGCAUCUACACGUCGAAGACAUGGAACAUCUUGACUGGAAUGCAAGAAUGAGGAUUAUUAUGGGAACAGCUUAUUGUCUUCAAUACAUGCACCAUGAUCUGGAUCCACCGGUAGCACAUACCAACUUAACUUCAAGUUGUAUCUUUUUGACAGACGAUUAUGCUGCUAAGGUAGCAGAGACAAGUUUUUCUUCACAAUCUGUACUCCAGUCAAAGGUCUCAAGUGAAAUGAGUAUAGGGAAAUCUGAAUUGCCUCCUCUGGCUGAUCCAGAAACUAAUAUAUACAGUUUUGGCAUAUUAUUGCUUGAACUCAUUUCUGGAAGGCUCCCAUACUCAGAUGAACAUGGGCCCAUAGAGCAAUGGGCUGCUGAAUAUUUGGACUACAAGGAAAGCAUCAGCGACAUGGUUGAUCCGAGCCUCAACUCAUUCAAAGACAAUGAACUUGAUGUCAUCUGCGAUGUUAUCAACGAGUGCAUCCAACCAAAUCCUCGGCAUAGACCAACGAUGAAGGAUAUAGUUGCCAAAUUGAGGGAAGGGAUCAGUAUCUCGCCUGAUCAAGCCACCCCAAGACUUUCUCCCCUCUGGUGGGCAGAACUUGAGAUCCUAUCUGCAGAGGCAACUUAAGUUCCUGUCUGACUCUCUUCUUUGUGUUGUAAGUCAAGUCUCCUAUUACUUUUGAGUCUAAAUGCAAAGAGUAGUUUUUUGCUCCGUAAUUCCACCAACACAACUAUAUGCUGCCAAUUCUUGUUUCUUAAUCUUUUUUGCUCUCCAUGAUUUCAUCUAUACAUAAAAUAUAAUAUAUAAUGUCCCAUGAUUGAUUCAUUCUUAUUCCAUUUUUUCCCACCAUUUCUGUUUAGCUUUCCAUUACAUUAAGUGUGCUAUAAUUUUCUUUAAAUUGGGUUGUGUUCCCUGUUUAUACUAGACAUAUGUAUCUUGUGAUACGUUUGUGUGAUGUAAAGAACUGACUUAGCACUGGGA
Molecule: messenger RNA, 2808 nt
Organism: Pistacia vera
Lineage: Eukaryota; Viridiplantae; Streptophyta; Magnoliopsida; Sapindales; Anacardiaceae
Product: protein MALE DISCOVERER 2-like
Exons: 13
Coding region: 292-2454 (720 amino acids)
Biological process (GO): protein phosphorylation
Molecular function (GO): protein kinase activity; ATP binding; protein binding
Source: RefSeq, a predicted model, not a curated record